Xyrauchen texanus (razorback sucker) is the source of this 2197-nucleotide messenger RNA. Its product is annotated as solute carrier family 25 member 36-A-like. NCBI's taxonomy places the organism in Eukaryota, Metazoa, Chordata, Actinopteri, Cypriniformes, Catostomidae. Gene Ontology annotation, molecular function: pyrimidine nucleotide transmembrane transporter activity. The record is from RefSeq and is a predicted model, not a curated record. Gene Ontology annotation, biological process: pyrimidine nucleotide import into mitochondrion. The transcript has 7 exons. Gene Ontology annotation, cellular component: mitochondrion. Bases 352 to 1278 code for a protein of 308 amino acids.
AGUUGUGAAUGUGAGAGUAUGCAUGAAGGUGAAGUGCGUACGGGGUAAACGUGUAUGUUUUUACUCUUUUAACCCUCCGAUUAUCUUCCAGUUGGAUAUUGACCCACGUCAGUUAUAUGUAGGCCGUUUUUGACCACAAAAACUCACUUUUAGCCCAACUGUCGAGGAAGCGGUUGCAGACGACCGAGCAUCGGGAGUUGGUUGAAGGUAAAGCCGCGCUGAGACGUACUAAGGUCGGACAGCCUGGCUGACUGCUCCCGCUGAUCUCACACCAACCCGCAUGAGCUCCACAAAGACACGAACAAUAACACUGCUGCCCAGCCUGGUGGAUCCCGGAGAGCAUGAGUCGAGAUGGGCCAGAGAGACACACUGGUGCAUCUGUAUGCUGGAGGAUGUGGGGGAACAGUUGGCGCAAUCUUGACAUGUCCGUUAGAGGUGGUUAAGACGAGGCUUCAGUCUUCUUUAGUAACACUCUGCCUCUCUGAGGUGCAUCUGAGCACAAUGAAUGGAGCCAGUGUGGCCCCUCCAGGGCCCCUUGAUAGCCUCAGGUUAAUUCUUGAGAAGGAAGGGCCCCGCUCUUUGUUCCGGGGCCUGGGGCCCAAUCUAAUCGGAGUAGCUCCUUCAAGGGCCAUCUACUUCGCUGCGUAUUCCACCUCAAAGGAAAGAUUGAACUGUGUGUUUGAGCCAGACUCCUCACAGGUGCACAUGACCUCUGCUGGGAUUGCAGGGUUCACAGCCAUCACAGUAACCAAUCCAAUUUGGAUGAUUAAGACACGCCUUCAACUGGAUGCCAGGAGCCGUGGGGAGCGUCGUAUGAAUACAUUUGAGUGUGUGCAGCGAGUGUAUCAGACAGACGGUCUGCGUGGGUUUUACCGCGGCAUGUCAGCGUCUUAUGCGGGAAUUUCAGAGACUGUGAUCCACUUUGUGAUCUAUGAAAGCAUCAAACGCCGCCUGCUGGAGGCCAAAGCAGCAACACGCAUGGAUGAGGAGGAGGACACAUCGAAGGAUGCAUCUGAUUUUGUUGGGAUGAUGCUGGCAGCCGCCACCUCCAAAACUUGUGCCUCCUCCUUAGCCUAUCCACACGAAGUAAUCCGCACCCGUCUUAGGGAAGAAGGUACCAAGUAUCGCUCGUUCUUCCAGAGUCUCAGUCUGGUGUUUAGAGAGGAAGGAUAUCGAGCUCUUUACAGAGGACUCACCACACACCUGGUCAGACAGAUCCCCAAUACAGCCAUCAUGAUGUGCACCUACGAAUUCGUCGUCUACCUAUUUAAUGGAUGACCUUUAACCCCUCACCAAUGGUUGACUUUGUGUUCAUGGACAACAAAAAAUGUACGGCUGGAAUGUAGAGAUAUAUGAUGUGUGCACAGGAAAGAUAUUUGAAAGACAAAACGAGACAUUGGAAAAGAGUAAUGACAAAAAAGUCUUUAAGAUGAGGCUGCUUUUAAAAGGCUUUGACUAAAGAUGCCGAACAGAUUGCACUUAGACCAAGAAAUGCAAAACAAGAAAGGCCCCAAAUAUUUCUGGUUUUACAGGUGUCGCAUGCAUAGCACACACUUGAACACUGCACACACACAUGUACUUGGACUAUUUAUGCACAAACAAAAAAGAAAAGAAAGGCAAAUGUCGUGAGUAUGAAUGUCUUUUUUUUGUUCUGACACUGUAAAGGUGAGUAUGAGUUAGUGUUCCUACCAGAGUGUCAUAUUUGUGAGUUACAUUCUCUUCUACAUAUUGUAUAAUUGUGUGUGUGUGUGUGUGUGUGUGUGUGUGUUUUCUGCCUAUAUUUGACUUUAACACAUGAAUGUAACAAUUAUUGCAGCAUAAUUAGGUUGUUAGCACACCAACAAAAAAGAUGGAUAUACUCUGCAACAAAAAUACUAAUGAGAAAAGGGAGUAUUAAGUAAAACCAAUACACAAUGUAUUAUGAAAAACAGCCGUUACACUGUAACAGAGGAUGUAAGCAGCCACACAUUGAACACAAAGAUUAGAUCACACAUUCACUCAUGUAGAACUUACAAAAAGAUGCUUUUAUCAAACUGAGGGACAAUUUCAAGCUGUCAGAAUUCAUUUUUCUUUUUAUGAUGCCGUUUUGUAUCUCAUUAUUGCUUGUUUGUGUUUUUAUGAUUCUUAAUGCACAGUGUUUGCGUUUAAAAUGUUUGAUUGUUUUGUUUACAUUCAGUUUGGUAUAAAGGUAAAUUAA